CUCACUGACGAGGAUCGCAACAACAUCCGUGCAUUCCAGCUGAAGCUGGUCGGGAACAUUCCUCAUCGUGUAUUUGAUCGCAUGUGGCAGUCUUUUCGGCACAAAAUGACAAUAGACUCUGAAUGGGUCAUUCUGUGCCGCCUUGCCACAUUAUCAGGUAUUCAACUGAUCAACUAUGAUUGCUGUAUUAACUCGUGUAUUGCAUAUACCGACGACUAUUCCCAUCAUAUCCAAUGUCCUUUUUGCAAUGAAUCAUGCUAUGAUGCCGGUGGACGUGCAUGGCAACAUUUUUCAUAUCUCCCCCUCAUUCCCCGUCUUCAGGCAUUUUUCCAGAGUCCAGAUAUGAUACAACUGCUUUCAUAUCGGCAGAACUAUGUCGGAGAGCCUGGCAUCAUUCGAGAUGUCUUUGACUCAGAGUGGUAUCGCACGCUAUGUCAGACCGAUGUUAUGGUUGAUGACGUCAAAUGGCAACACAAAUUCUUCUCCGGAAAGCAUGACAUAGCGUUCUCGCUGUCAGUGGACGGUUUUCUGCUUUUUAAU
This is a messenger RNA of Suillus paluster, 540 nucleotides long. RefSeq lists its product as uncharacterized. The annotation marks the transcript as partial. The transcript has a single exon. The record is from RefSeq and is a predicted model, not a curated record. Lineage: Eukaryota; Fungi; Basidiomycota; Agaricomycetes; Boletales; Suillaceae.